ACGUGGCCAACAAAGGUUACAGCAAACGCUUACUCCACAGCCACACAUAGCCCGCAUCUUCCACUUUGACUUGUAGCAUCUCUUUUGAACGAUCUUCCCUAUUAUCAACACCGUAUCAUUUGACUAAUUGAACAUGAGCAAUAUGGAAAAGACGCUAUUUCAGCUGAAGUUUACCGCCAAGACCCUUAAUCGUCAAGCAAAGAAAGCGCAAAAGGAUGAAAAUACGGAAAAGGCUCGUCUCAAGAAGGCGUUGCAGCAGAGAAAUACUGAUGGCGCGCGGAUCUAUGCUUCGAAUGCCAUUCGCAAGAAAUCCGAGGCUCUGAACUUGUUGCGACUAUCUAGCCGGUUAGACGCUGUUGCCAGUCGGGUGGAGACUGCCGUCACAAUGAGACAGGUUACUGGAAACAUGACCUCCGUGGUCAAGGGCAUGGACAAAGCAAUGGAUAGCAUGAAUCUUGAACGGAUUUCGCUUGUGAUGGACAAGUUCGAAUCACAAUUCUCCGACCUAGAUGUCCAGACGUCUUACAUGGAGGACGCAAUAUCAAGCACAACGGCUGUAUCAACUCCGCAAGAUCAAGUAGACUCUCUCAUGCGGCAGAUGGCAGAAGAAGCCAACAUAGAAUUGCAGCAUGAUCUCGCGUCGAAAGACCUGUCUGGUGUUCCAUCUCUGGCUACGAAAGAGAGCAUUGGUGAGGAAGACGGUAAACUAGCAGAGAGACUGAGAGCUCUGAGACCGGCGGCGUAAUGAUUUAAUUUAUUCAUUGCAGGUAGAUAGAGGUAUUCAAUCUCGUGGAUUUUUGUAUAUCGUAGUACGGAUUGUACAUCAUAUUCAUUACUCUUAUUCUUAAACUUUGUUCACUGCACUCUUACCUAAGUUCUGUAC
Messenger RNA from Suillus plorans, 883 nucleotides. RefSeq names its product Snf7 family. Gene Ontology annotation, cellular component: multivesicular body; ESCRT III complex. Gene Ontology annotation, biological process: endosome transport via multivesicular body sorting pathway; late endosome to vacuole transport; protein transport. The transcript has 5 exons. Lineage: Eukaryota; Fungi; Basidiomycota; Agaricomycetes; Boletales; Suillaceae. Bases 134 to 745 code for a protein of 203 amino acids. The record is from RefSeq and is a predicted model, not a curated record.